GCAUGACGGUUGCUCUAAACCCAACAGAACGCGUCUCUCUUGACAAUGGUUGAAUGUGGCCGCCUGCGCCUGUCCUUCCCUACACUGUCAACAGGCUACUUUGGGACUGCAUUUAUGAGCAAACUUGCAGGACGUCCCAAGCACGCCCCAUGGUCGCAUUGCAUUUUCUCUAGCAUUUCCAAGAUCUCACAUAUGAUGCAGUGCAACUACUAUUUAGGACUGACCUGCAUAUCGUGGCGGCUCGACAGGGCUGUCAGGGAGUGAUGCAAGAAGAGGCCAGCACGCGGCAAUAAGCACUUGACCAAUGAGCUCCUCCGCAUUUCGAAUACCUUAGUGUUGUGCUCCGGCCCAGCUGAGCACGAUUACAGAGAUUUCUCGGCCUUCUACUGAUCAGAACCUAUACAAUUGUGGCACUGGUGGCUGCCGUGUUGACAAGAUGGCGCGGGGCAAGCAGAAGAUUGAGUCGCAGAAGAAGAAUGCAGAGAAGAACGCUCCAGCAAAAGGGUCUCAGUUGAAGGCCCAAGCGGAGGCUUUGAAAGUCCAGUGUCCAAUAUGCAAGGCUCCAUUUACAAGCUACAAAAACCUGGUCGUCCAUUAUGAAUCCAAGCAUCCAAAGGAAACUCCACCACCUGCCCCUUGAGGUCCAAUUUAUGCAUUGUAGGAUCUGAUUCACAUUAUUUUUCAUUAAGCAGUCGUGUCCGGCCACCUAGAAUCAUGAGAGUAUGUCAUUUGGAUGGAAGGGCCCUCAACGACUAGGUAUGAAAGAAGCUAGUCAUCCAAGUUAGAUCCCGAAGAGAGCGCUAAGUGAUCACAGGUGCAGCUGUAAUGUUGACCGUACUCUUCUCUCUUCAUGGUUCAUGGCUGUUGAGACUUUGAAUUCCCCUGACAUAAUUAUACGUAGAACAGGUAGCUGCAGGCAAUCUGCUCAUGGCAUGGCAAACCGGUGUCCUAGGUCGCUGACAUGCAAUUCCGGC
Messenger RNA from Klebsormidium nitens, 974 nucleotides. The record is from the annotation of a GenBank genome assembly. Lineage: Eukaryota; Viridiplantae; Streptophyta; Klebsormidiophyceae; Klebsormidiales; Klebsormidiaceae.